This is a messenger RNA of Cheilinus undulatus (humphead wrasse), 3324 nucleotides long. It is a transcript of the gene trim46b, whose product is annotated as tripartite motif containing 46b. NCBI's taxonomy places the organism in Eukaryota, Metazoa, Chordata, Actinopteri, Labriformes, Labridae. Bases 153 to 2594 code for a protein of 813 amino acids. The transcript has 13 exons. The record is from RefSeq and is a predicted model, not a curated record. Gene Ontology annotation, molecular function: zinc ion binding; protein binding.
CUGCGUGAGGAAUAAAAGCUACAGGCAUCUGCUAGUAUUCGGCGUGGAUAUACACUGACAGCAAUCUACAGAAAGACUGAUCCUUCUUUUGAUAUUAUGCUGUUUAGAGCAGCUUUUCCUGUUCAGCUUCAUACAUCGAGGUUUAUAUCCAGAUGAUGAAAGCAGGAGGAAGCAUUUUCCUUAAAAUGGCAGAGAUGGAUCUGAAAACGGCCACAUCGACAAUGGAAGCAUUGGUUCGUAUCAGUUCUAACAUGAAGAGCCUGGAGCGUGAGCUGCACUGCUCUGUGUGUAAGGACAUCGUCAAACAGCCCGUGGUCCUGCCAUGCCAGCACAGUGUCUGCCUCCUGUGUGCCUCUGAGGUCUUAGUAGCAAAUGGCUACCCUCCUCCAGAGCUCCCCCCUGAGCCGAACUCCCCGGCCUCCACGCCCAACAUGCGCUCACCCCGUCAGGCCCGCAGGCCCACACCUAAACACGAGCAGAGACCUAUUGACCGCGUGCUGCGGGCAGGCCCCCAUCCGCCCUCCCCAUCCAUGCCUCGGUCUCCAGGAUAUGGGUCGUAUCCAGGACGACGACGCAAGGAGGGCCCGCCUCUAGUGAUGCUGUUCCCCUGUGUCCCCUGCGGCAGAGAUGUGGAGCUGGGAGAGAAGGGCCUCACUGACUGUUUGCGCAACCUCACGUUGGAGCGGAUAGUGGAGAGGUACAGACACACAGUGAGUCUGGGCAGUGUGGCGGUCAUGUGCCAGUUCUGUAAGCCUCCCCAGGCUCUGGAGGCCACUAAAGGCUGCGCUGACUGCAGGUCCAAUUUCUGUAAUGAGUGUUUCAAGCUGUAUCACCCAUGGGGGACGCCACGAGCACAACAUGAACACAUCCUGCCCACACUUAACUUCAGACCAAAGGUUCUGACUUGUCCAGAACAUGACCAAGAGAAACUGCAGUUCUACUGCAGGUCGUGUCAGCGGCUGCUCUGCCCUCUCUGCAAACUACGCCGCAUCCACUCCGGACACAAAAUCCUCCCUGUGGCACAGGCGUACCAGGCCCUGAAGGAGAAGAUUACAAAGGAGAUGAACUACAUUUUGUCCAACCAGGACACAGUGCUCAGUCAGAUUACCCAGCUGGAGAGUUCCAUCACACAGACUGAGGUAAACAGUGUAUCAGCCAGAGAGCAGCUGGCUCAGAGCAUCAGGGAUCUGACGGCUGCCCUGGCCGAGCGCCACGCCUCGCUCACCCAGGCUCUGGAGGCGGCACGUCAGAAACGAGGCGAGGCUUUGGCUGCUCAAGUGGCCGAGCGCCGGAGCUUGAUGGAACACGCGGGGCUCAUGGCGUUUACCCAGGAGCUGCUGAAGGAAACAGACCAGCCCUGUUUUGUGCAGGCUGCUCGCCAGACUCACAACAGGUUGAGCAAAGCGAUCGAGAAUCUGCAGCAUUUCACUCUGGCUGCUGAUCCGUCCUUCAGACACUUCCAGCUGGACGUCUCCAAAGAACUCAAACUUCUGACGGAGUUGAACUUCAUCCAAGCUCCCCAGGCUCCAGUGAUCGAUACCCAGCGUACCCUUGCCUACGACCAGCUCUUCCUGUGCUGGAGACUGCCCCCAGAAUCCGCCCCCGCCUGGCACUUCUCUGUGGAGUAUCGCCGUCGCGGUGUGGUACCAGGAGGAGCGUCUAGAGGUGGGAUCAGAGGAGGAUUGGCGGCUGCCCGCUGGGGCUGGCAGCGAUUGGAUGAAGUGAGUGGGAGCAGCGCUGUGAUUGACAGGCUGGAGAUGGACAGUGUGUACGUGCUGCGGGUGAGAGGCUGCAACAAGGCAGGCUACGGCGAGUAUAGUGAGGAGGUGUACCUGCACACUCCGCCUGCACCUGUGUUAAACUUCUACCUGGACUCUCGCUGGGGUCUCCAUGCAGACCGCCUGGUGGUCAGUAAAGAGCAACGCUGUGCUCGCAGCGUCCCUGGUCUGUCUCUGCUGCAGGCCGCUGACCACGCCCUUACUUCCUGCCAUCUAACCUCAGAUCUCUUAGUGGGGGAUGUUGCAAUAACGCAAGGAAGGCACUACUGGGCAUGCUCAGUAGAGCCUGGGUCCUACCUGGUGAAGGUUGGAGUUGGUUUGGAGUCUAAACUGCAGGAGUGGUUUCACCUCCCACAAGACAUGGCAAGUCCUCGCUACGACCCCGACAGCGGUCAUGACAGCGGAGCAGAAGAUGCACUGGACUCGGCUCCACCCUUCUGCUUCCUCACUAUGGGGAUGGGGAAGAUCUACCUGCCCCAACACAGUUACCACCACAACAACAACCACGGCAGCGGCGCCCGAGACCCCAUCAGCAACGGCCCCUCCUCGCCUACAGGCGUCACCUACCCGCUGCCACCACGGCUCGGCGUGUGCCUUGACUUUGAGAAGGGUAGGGUCACCUUCUAUGACGCCCAUUCCCUACGGCCUCUAUGGGAAGGCCACGUGGAUUGCUCCGGUCCUGUGUGUCCGGCUUUCUGUUUUAUUGGCGGUGGGGCGCUGCAGCUGCAGGAGCUGGUGGCAAAUCGCAACGCAGAUCAGACUCCGGUACGGAGGGUGACCAUCCAACCACGUGUCUCCAAUUUAAACAACAACUGAUGGAGCUCAAACAGUCAUUUGGAAUGUAAUUGUGAUGUAUUUACUCAGCUAGAGCGAAAAGUUAGAAAUCUCAGCGAUUUUGUUUUGUAUUUCAUUUUCUUUGUACAAGAAAAUGUUUCUAUAGCAACAAAUAUGCAAUGUAAUUAAGUUUUUUACAUUUUUGUUACAUGCAGUUUUGCAGGAAUUAUUGCUUAAGUAGUGUCUGGGAUUUCCAGCACUUUAUAUGUAAUAAAAACUUUGACGCUUGCUCUUGUAGCCAGGCUAAACUGCAUACAUUUAUAAAGCUAAUGUAGAUUCAGCAUCACACAUUGUGGUCUUCUCUGUAGAAGCUUCUCUGUCAUUCCACAUCCAACAUGUUAAAAUCUUUUAAAUCUAUUAUGUGAGUAAAAAAAAAAGAGGCCUCAACUAUUUAAAUGCUUAUAUGAGUGAACUUGUAAUAAACCACAGAGAUUUCUUUGCUGUUGGUGAACACUUUUCUGUAAUUUACGCAUUAUGAUCCCAACCAAAGUUAUUGUUUUCUGGGAUGUAAAUGCGGUAAAUUAGAGGUAGAAAGGAACAAUGAGGCAAUACUGUAAUUACAAGCUCCAAUUAUACCUCUGCUGCACAGCUAAUCACUGGUUCCCGCCGUUCUGUUUGUGCUACUUUGUAUUUCAAAUACAUGAGUCUGAAGGCUGUGAGUGUGUUUACUUUCCCCACGCAUGAGUACGUGUGCGGUUUGACUGACAACGCU